Molecule: messenger RNA, 3539 nt
Organism: Vitrella brassicaformis
Lineage: Eukaryota; Vitrellaceae
Source: the annotation of a GenBank genome assembly
GAAGCACAUGCAUGUCUCAAUCAAUCUGACCUCUGCCUCACGCUCACACCACAAAGACAUCUACUUCAUCGGCCAUGAAAUCCCUGCUGCCCCCAAACAGAGCGUUGCCCUUACGUCUCACCCCAACAUAGCCCUCAGGCACAUCUUUCCUGUGGAUGGACUGACGGCAGCGGCGCAUGUCAGUACGAGCGCCACCCUCACAGCCCAACCACAGCCACCAGCCGACCCUCACCUUCGCCCCGCCCACUGUCCCCUCCCGCCCGGCCACACGCACUGGCAGCCAGCCCUCCCCCAUUUUGGUAGGUCCCUUGGCGAAGUGGCCGGCGAGCGAGAAAUACCAGACAUCACACCAGUAGUACUUCUUCUUGUAGCCUGUUGGGUCGUCGGGCACUUGGAUGUUGGCACUGAUGAAGGCGCCGAAGACGUACUUGUCCUUGCGGAUGAGGAACACCAGGUUCUUCGUGUCGCCCACACACCGCAGCAGAUCGCCAUACGACGGCCCAUCAUGCGAGGCCCUGAAAAUAGGAGAAAGACGGGAGAGAGAGAGAGUCAAACGAUGGACGAUGUAGGACACCUGUAGAUGAGCUUCAGGCUGUUUUCACUUGUCGCUCCGAGGAACCGAUAGAGUGCCGCCGACUGGAGCGGAGCGAAAGCUGCACCCUCGACCACCUGCAAUCAAAUCAACAGAACACUGAUGAGGCUCUCCCUCGCUGAUGUGUGAGUGACCUUAAGUGAGAGCAGUGACCGGCCAUCAAGACGAAUGACUUCCACCUCGUCGGCCGUGAAGUACUCACCGCCCCCAAACACAGCCCGGCCACGCUUACUCCUCAGCCCCACAUAGCCCUCAGGCACAUCAAGGCUCCAGAUGGAAUGACCGCAGCUGCGCAUAUCAUCAGCAGCGCCACACCCCAACCACAGGCACCCACCGAACCCACCGAUCCCCAGCUUCGCCCCAUCCACUGUCCCCCCCCGCCCCGCCACCCACACGCACUGCCUGCAUUCCCACAACUUGGUCGGUCCCUUGGCGAAGUGGCCGGCCAGCGAGAAAUGCCACAUAUCACACUCGUACCCGUCGACGCCCGUUGGCUUAGCGGGCGGCUGGAUGCCGGCGCUGAUGUAGACGCCGAAGACAUAGAUGUCCUUCCGGAUGAUGAACAACAGGCCGGUAUUGUCGCCGACACAAUGGAGGAGAUCGGCAUACGACGACCCAUCACGUGAGGCCCUGAGAAUACGACAAACACAUGCUUGAUCGAUUGCACGGGCUUUCUGUGAUGUGUGUCGUACCUGUACAGCAGAGUAAAUCCCAACUCGUCAAACACGGAUGGGACAAGCCAGGAGUGGAGGCCCGCACACUCAGCCUCACUCAAACUGCUGCCAACGAUCAUCUGCACGUAAACGCAGACGCUAGUCUUGAAGAUUGCAUGCAUUCUUGUUUCUUAUCUGGACGCAAUCAUGCCAUGUGCAGACUCUCACUUGCGGGUCAUGCAGUUUGUCAUCCUCGUCUGUUGUGCUGCGAAUUGAAACGGCCAUGACAUGACCAACCGCACCAUCAGACACACUUAUCAUAUCAUCACCAUCCUGAUGGCACAGCACAGAUGUGCAAUAAGUGAUGUGCUGCCGUCUUUGUCUGUGUCUGUCUGACCUCUGCUAUGUCACUCAGGCUAUCGUCGGCAGUCAUUGUGAACACAGACUUGGCCGAUGAACGGGACCACACCUGCACACACAAACUCACAAUGCCUGACCGUCUGUGUGGGUGUCCAUUUCACUGCCUUUUGCUGACCACAGACGGCGGGCCCUCUCGGUGGCUGCGUGUGGGGGUCCUUUGGAUUUUGUUUGGCGGCCUCUCGUUGGUCAGUCGACUCUCUGACGGCGCCAUCUGAACGACAACACAUACAGCUCAAAUAAGUUGCUGCUGCUGCUUUCGCCAACGUGUGAAUGAGUCCUCUUGGUUUGGUUACGCUCAUGGUGUUUUGCCCCGAGUGCUGCGACUGCUGGUCGAGCGGCCGAUUGCGGGCAGCAGCAGCAUCGUCGUCUAGUGGGCAGGUGGGGGUCUGCAGCCAGACAAGUCAAGACACGAAGGUGUUACUUGCUGCUGUGGUGUCAGCCCGCUGAGUGUCUUACCUGUCGGCUGAGGUCGGUCAUCGGUCCGAUGAAGCCAUCUGCCACCUGGAUGUCAGCAGCAGCAGCAGCAGCAUCAGCUGAAGCUGCUUCCGACUGGUGAGUGAGGGGCCUGGGUAAGGGAUGGGGAUGCGGCGGACGCAUUGGGAAAGGGGGAUCGACAGCAGCAGCAGCUGCUGCAGCGGCAGGUGGCUCAGAGGACGGCAAAGGAAUCUGAAAAAGGAGGCAUAGACUGAUGAAAAGUGGAUCUCUCACUGCAUUUGUUAUCUUUGCCUGACCUGUUGGCAUCGCUUCCUGAAGGUUUUGAUCCACUUGUCGCUCGCCGAGAAGCCAGUGACGCCCAGCCGAAUGGCGAUCUCCAUCGCCUUGGCUCUGAUGGCCUUGGGGGGGACGCUCGUGGGGUCGUCAUGGGUAGCCAUCCACUGCCGCAUGUCGUCCUCGAUCUGCUGGUACUUGGGCGGCCUGUUGCGCUUCUUGUCUGAGUCGACGAUUUGCUUGCCCUCCUCCCUCUGUUUUUUGGUGGCAUAACACCACUGCCUGAAGCGCUUGGGUGGAAUGCCUUUCUCCUUGGCGAACUGGGACAUGUUGAUGGACUCGCCGGAUUGCUGUCGUCGAAUGAACUCGUCCACCAGCUGCAGCCGCUCGCCGAUUGCCACCUCGCCCGCCCUCUCUGUCGACAUCUGGACAACCGUGAACAGCAGACAUGUGAAGACAUGUGAGUGAGCGCAGUUUCACCUGUUGUGAGGAUCCUCCUGUCGUUCCUUUUGUUGAUGUGGGCCGUGGUGGGAGCGACUCCGAGCGAUCGUAAUGGGAAGCAGCCGAUGCACCCCCGCUUACCACCGGCUGACCCAUAACCACCAGGCCAUGAUUCAAAAAGGGCCACUCAGCGUCAUCUAAUCGACAAUCGGAUCCUCGUCUGUGCGGUUCUCAGUGUGUCGUGUCGGUCCACUCACUGUGAUGCGAGUCUGUCGUCAAUCCACCACCGAGAUCAUUCGAUUCCCAUUCUGUCUGUGGCUGCACUGCGCACACAGACACACAGACACACAGCCAGGGAGGGUCAACAGACGUCAAACAGAUGGCCGUGCAGCGACUGUGUUUGCGCACCUGAUGAUGAGCGUUUUCGUGAUUCACCGUGACUGCAGCGGCGGCAGCCACCUGUGGGGAAAGGCCACCACGUGACAUUGCUUGCCGGGUGUGCUCACCCCACUGACGCACGUACCUGUGUUUGACUGUAAUGACGCUCAUGAUGCUCCUCGGCCGAUGCGGUGGCCCACAUCCAAUCACCCUCAAGAUCACCCUGCACACACAUGAGAAGCAGACGAAAAAUGAGCCAAAGCAGUGACGUGUUGCGGCACAGCACAUUACCUGUGCGUCAGAUCUGCCCAAAUCACUCAUCAGAAUGCCCUCUUUUCGCCGGACGA